AUGUCCCAUUUGGAGGAGGUUGUGUUUAGAGGGGAGAAGGAUAGGUGGGUGUGGCUUCCGGAUGAUGGAUGUUUAUUCUCAGUGAAAUCAUCUUAUUCCAUUUUGGAAAAUAUCUUGCUUUUGGAGGAAGGUGUGGGAGAUUUAAAUGAGGGGGUUUUCUCUACUUUGGAUGAGUCCGGCUCCGUCCAAAGUAGUGGCGUUUUCGUGGGCGUUACUCGUAUUCCGGCGAAGGGAAUGGCUGGGGUGUUGAGUGAGGAGUCUGGAGUGGGAACUUCACGUGUGCAGCAGCAGGUUGAGAAUGAAAUCACGCCUACUUUGGCUCCUUACCGCGACACGGACGAAGACGAUGGUGUCUUCGUAGAACAAAAACCUUCUGAGUUAUAUGGGAAAUAUACAUGGAAGAUAGAAAAGUUUAACCAGAUUACCAAAAGGGAACUUCGCAGUAAUGCAUUUGAAGUUGGAGGCUACAAAUGGUAUAUUUUAAUUUAUCCACAAGGAUGUGACGUUAGCGAUCAUCUCUCACUAUUUCUGUGUGUAGCUAAUCAUGACAAACUUCUUCCAGGAUGGAGUCACUUUGCGCAAUUUACAAUAGCCGUUAUCAAUAAAGACUCAAAGAAAUCAAAAUAUUCUGAUACAUUGCACCGAUUUUGGAAGAAGGAGCAUGACCGGGGAUGGAAAAAGUUUAUGGAGCUGUCAAAGGUGAAUGGGCAUGACGGAUUUGUCGAUUAUUCUGACAAUUUGAUAAUAAAAGCUCAAGUUCAAGUCAUCAGGGAGAAACCAGACAGGCCUUUCCGUUGCCUUGAUUGUCAAUAUAGGAGAGAACUAGUUAAGGUAUAUUUGACAAAUGUAGAACAAAUUUGUCGGCGUUUUGUGGAGGAAAGACGAAGCAAGCUUGGGAAGUUGAUAGAGGAUAAAGCUAGGUGGUUGAGUUUCUCUGCUUUCUGGAGUAAAAUUGAUCAAACAUCUAGGCGCCGCAUAUCUAGGGAGAAGACAGAUGUAAUUUUGAAAGUAGUAGUGAAACACUUCUUUAUCAUGAAAGAUAUCACCUCUACUUUGGUAAUGGAGUCCUUGUAUAGUGGAUUGAAGGCUCUCGAGGGUCAGACUAGCAAAAAAGAAUGGAAAAAAUUGUUGGAUUCUGAAAAAAUACCAACACCUAUUGUUCGCGUUGAGAAUGACAUGUUUGUACUGGUGGAUGAUGUUUUACUGCUUCUUGAAAGGGCUGCUACAGAACCGCUCCCUCCAAAAGAUGAAAAGGGUCCCCAAAAUUGUACGAAGAAUGGACACUCUGGGGAGGAUUUCGACAAAGAUUGUAUUGAGCAUGAUGAAAGGUGUCUCACAGAAUUAGGGCGCAUGACUUUGGAAAUAUUUGUCCUUAACUAUAUAUUCAGCAACAAAAUUGAAGUUGCUUAUCAGGAAGCAGUUGCUCUAAAGAGACAAGAAGAACUCAUCCGUGAAGAAGAAGAGGCAUCAUGGAAAGCUGAAAAUGAUCAGAAAACAAAACGUGGAGCAAAUGAGAGGAAAAAGAAGUCAAAGAAAAAGCAGGUUGGUGGAAAAUUAAUGAAGAGCCUUGACUUAGAUAUUUUGAAUUUAGGUUCUUGA
Medicago truncatula (barrel medic) is the source of this 1599-nucleotide messenger RNA. Its product is annotated as TNF receptor-associated factor homolog 1b. The coding region runs from base 1 to 1599 and encodes 532 amino acids. The transcript is spliced from 11 exons. Gene Ontology annotation, molecular function: protein binding. The record is from RefSeq and is a predicted model, not a curated record. Lineage: Eukaryota; Viridiplantae; Streptophyta; Magnoliopsida; Fabales; Fabaceae.